CUGAAGUCAUAAGAAAGCGUCACACAGAGAUGCGUACUGCACACUCCCUUGUAUGGUUGGCCACAGCUGCCACAGUUGCCACCGCCGUCAGGAUCAACAAGCCCCGUCUUCUGUCGAAAAGACAGAUGAAUUGGGAAGAGCAGGAAGAGGCAACAUACGACGAUGCCUGCAAUAUUGGUUAUUGUUCUGUGUUCGGAGCAACUAUUGGCGGCUGGGGGGCUGAGCACAACUUUGUGAAGACAGUGGAUGAGUUUACCGCUGCCAUGGCAGGAACAGAAGUCGGCGUAGUUAUUGUCGGUGCGGCUAUUGAGGCAGAAGGCAUCCAAGUUGCAGUAGGGUCCAGUAAGACCAUUAUCGGUGCUCCUGGAAGCUCUCUGAGCGGUAUCAGCCUGCUGCUAAAAGACAGCCGCAACGUUAUCAUCCGUAACCUAGUCAUCUCCAACACCAAGACCGAUGCUAUCACUAUCCAGAACGGCCGCUCCAUCUGGCUCGACCAUCUAGACAUCUCGGCUUCGGGUGGAAAGCUUCUAGGAAUCACUAGCGGCAGUGACUACAUCUCGGUGAGCCACAACAAAUUCCACGGCUUCUCACACGCCUUCGAUUCAGCCGUGGCAAUCGGGCACCCAGACAGCAGCGCUCUUGAGGACAACGACAAAUUCCACAUAACAUUUGCGAGAAACCACUUUGUGAACGUCACCAAUGCCCUGUCGUUCCGAUCCGGCACUGGGCAUAUCUUCAAUUCGUUCUACGAGAAGCCACAGAGAGGUCUUGACAUUGGAAGUGGUGGGAAGGUGCUGGUAGAGAAGAGUGUGUUUGACGGAAUUGGGACUGGAAAUGCAGUGUUUUCCUCUGACGGGAGAGGCUAUGCUACCAUUAAAGACGUCGUGGUUGUUGGCGCCUAUGGGAGCUUCCCUCCCGAAGCCGACCUGAGCGAGGAAAAUGUGACAUAUCCGUAUGACUGGUUCAUCUACGAAACAGCCAAGGUCAAAGAUGUAGCUAGUCGAUGGGCAGGGCAGACGCUCAAGUUCAUGUCUUGGGAUUAGUAAUGAGGUAUCUAGGUACAUCACUAGACACUGUUAUGUGCGUGGCAAGGAAUCAAUAAUCCGUCUGUGAGGCGGCUUUUUAGCUACCA
Molecule: messenger RNA, 1132 nt
Organism: Podospora pseudopauciseta
Lineage: Eukaryota; Fungi; Ascomycota; Sordariomycetes; Sordariales; Podosporaceae
Exons: 3
Coding region: 30-1043 (337 amino acids)
Molecular function (GO): pectate lyase activity
Source: RefSeq, a predicted model, not a curated record